Messenger RNA from Abrus precatorius (Indian licorice), 2465 nucleotides. Its product is annotated as probable polygalacturonase. The coding region runs from base 206 to 1636 and encodes 476 amino acids. Gene Ontology annotation, molecular function: polygalacturonase activity. The record is from RefSeq and is a predicted model, not a curated record. Gene Ontology annotation, biological process: carbohydrate metabolic process. Lineage: Eukaryota; Viridiplantae; Streptophyta; Magnoliopsida; Fabales; Fabaceae. The transcript is spliced from 5 exons.
CGGAUAUGAAAAUGGAAAUGGAAAUACUAGUGCAACACGCAUUUUCGUCAACCUUAGCGUCCGCGUAUCACAACGCAACACCAUAUGAACCUCUCUCUUCUCUUCCUUCUCCAUCGUCACCACCUUUUCCAUCGUUAAUCAAAUCAAAAUCCAUCUUUCAUAUCGUUCAUCAUUAUUAUUAUUAUUAUCAUUCUCCUUCGCUUCAAUGGAAUCCGACAAAGCAACCUUCGUUGCCCUCGUCCAAGGAAUCUGCACCAGACCCUCAUGGCCUCUCUUGCUUCUCCUCUUCACUUUCCUCACCCUUCUCUCCCUUCAGCUUCCUUCCAGCUCCGUUUUCCCCGUUUGGUUCCUCUCCGCCUCGUUACCAUCGCCACAUCCGCCCACCUGCUCCGGUUUCUUCCGCGAUGUUCCGCCGAGGAAGGUUGUCAUGUCCAUCGCGGACUUCGGCGGCGUCGGCGACGGCAAAACUUCCAAUACGGCAUCGUUUCGGAAGGCGAUUCGGUACAUGCAGCGUUUCCAGAAUCGUGGUGGGUCCCAGCUUAAUAUCCCCAGUGGAACAUGGCUCACCGGUAGUUUUAACCUCACCAGUAAUUUCACCCUGUUUCUUCACCGCGGUGCUGUUAUUUUGGCCUCUCAGGACCCAAAAGAGUGGCCAAUAAUUGAACCUUUGCCAUCUUAUGGAAGAGGGAGAGAGAGAUUAGGAGGAAGGCAUAUUAGCCUUAUACAUGGAAAUGGCCUUAGCAAUGUUGUCAUUACAGGACAAAAUGGAACAGUUGAUGGUCAAGGAAAGAUAUGGUGGGAACUUUGGUGGAACAGAACGUUGGAGCACACAAGAGGGCAUCUCCUUGAACUAAUGAACUCGGAUAAUGUUCUCAUUUCAAACCUCACCUUUAGAAAUUCUCCAUUUUGGACCAUCCAUCCUGUUUACUGCAGUAAUGUUCUGAUCAAAGGGAUGACAAUCUUGGCUCCUCUUAAUGCGCCAAAUACUGAUGGCAUAGACCCAGACUCAAGUACCAAUGUAUGUAUUGAAGAUAACUACAUAGAAAGUGGGGAUGAUCUUGUAGCCAUAAAGAGUGGUUGGGAUCAAUACGGAAUCACCAUGGCCCGUCCUAGCACAAAUAUCAUAGUGAGGAGAGUAUCAGGCACUACACCAACAUGUUCUGGAGUUGGAAUAGGUAGUGAGAUGUCUGGUGGAAUUUCAAAUAUAAAAAUUGAGAAUCUGCAUGUCUGGGAUUCUGCAGCUGGUGUUCGCAUAAAAUCUGAUAAAGGCAGAGGAGGAUACAUAACCAAUGUUAGUAUAAGUGAUAUAAGAAUGGAGAGAGUGAAGAUACCCAUUAGGUUCAGUAGAGGUUCAAACGACCAUCCUGAUGAUGGGUGGGAUCCACAAGCUGUUCCUAGAUUCAAAGAUAUUUUAUUCAGUAAUGUGGUCAGUGUAAAUUCAACAAAAGCCCCAGUUUUGGAAGGUAUAGAGGGUUCAUCAUUUGAAGGCUUAUGCUUCAAAAAUAUUACUCUACUUGGUGUGGCCUUAUCUCCAACAUGGCAUUGCGAAUAUGUCUCUGGUUUUGCCACUGAGGUGUUGCCGGUUCCAUGUCAUGAAUUGCAGAACAAUACCGAUUCAUCCUGGUGUUCACGUUGAUUAACUGUGCCCAACCAUGGAUAGUUCAAAGAUCCAACAAUGGAAAAAGUAGGUUUUUGCUCACAUUAUGAUUUGAUUAAGCAGUUUUUGGUCUUGCUUAAGCUGAUAAUUUUUGUGAGGCACAAAAUUAUGAGAGAGACUGAAUUGGGCUCGUGAAGCCUGAAUCAUUAUGACAUUUUCCUGCUUAGGGUGACACGAUCGGUUUCAGGUUUGUGAUUGGAAUGUGCAGAGUAGCAUUUGAUUGAUAUUUUGCCCCCUCUUGCCAUGUUUGAUGGCAAAAGAACGUGGAGUUGCACCUUGGUUUGCUUAGCGGUAUAACCAAUGAUUCCUGUGUUUUACUUUACAGGAUGAUUUCUUUAGAAGUAUUUGUUACUGUUGUAUAGGUAGUUAAUUCAUCGAGAGAGAACCCAAAGUUGAAUAGAGUGAACUCAAUAAUGUAGAAAACAAUUUUGAAUCAGAACAAUUCUUUUUCUUUUUCCUAAUAGAAUAGUUCAUGCCAAAACCAUUAGUUUAGUAUAGCCUAGGUUUCAUAAUUGUGAUUAGCAUCGACAUUACACUGAACUGGCACUAUUGCAUGAUGGUGCAAGGGAUAGAUAAUGGUGUUUCACCUUGUAUAGGAUAAGAUAGUACAAGGGAGCAGAAUGAAGUCAGGAUUCUUUUGUGUUUGAUUCAUCAUUUAUAUGUGUACAAAUAUUUUUUUUGUAUAGAUAAAUAGUUACAUGGAUUAGAAGGAGAAAUUUCGCUGAAGACAGUGCUAUUGUAAGGAGGAAAAGAAAAAAGAAAAUAUAAUUUUACAGCAACUUUGUAUAUAUUUUAUAAAUAAGAAAUU